Messenger RNA from Uloborus diversus, 460 nucleotides. RefSeq names its product probable inactive 1-aminocyclopropane-1-carboxylate synthase-like protein 2. The record is from RefSeq and is a predicted model, not a curated record. The transcript is spliced from 5 exons. Lineage: Eukaryota; Metazoa; Arthropoda; Arachnida; Araneae; Uloboridae. Bases 104 to 421 code for a protein of 105 amino acids.
GUUGUCAUGGUUACAUUUAUGCAGAUUUUUAAAGAGUGAUACCAAAACAUGCACCGAAAGAAUUACAAAACAUCCCUUCGUCUUGGAAGUGUGUUUGAAUUUCAUGGCUGAAAUCAUAUCCAAGCGGGCUGAAACUGUAGUGGAUUGGGAAGAUUUUGUGAAUUUCUACAUAUUAAAAUGUUCAAAAGAUGCAUAUAGUAAAGAAGAUAACCCAAAUGGAUACAUCAAUCUUGGUACUUCAGUCAAUAAAUUAUGCACAGACUUUGUUUAUCCAAAACUUUCAGACGUAUGGACUUGGGAGGAAUCCAUGCUGCAGUACCAAACAGUAUAUGGAAUUGUUCGGUUGAGGAAAGCAUUGGCUGCACUGAUUACGGAAUUUUUCAUUCCAGCUGAAAAGAUUAAUCCUGACAAUGUACGCUAAUUCAUUAUUUCAUGUGAUAACAUUUUCAUGCUCAAAUUU